GCCUCAUUCAAAAGGUCAAGCAUUGUGGGCGGAUCUGCAAACUGUCCAAAAGUUUGUAAACUUUACUUCAAGAAGCAGUGUUGUGCUGGGUGAUAAUCAUGAAUAUUUGGAUAGUUCUUUCGUUGUGUAUCGUAGCUGUGUCGCCGGCUGAUGACGGGCCGUGCUUUGAGUUCAGUGGAAACAGUUCUUAUCUGGAGUUUGAACCCGAAAACUUUGAUCUGUAUGACAGCGCUCACUACAAACUGAGCUUCAAGACCACCCAGCAGAACGGCAUCCUCCUGUAUGCCCGCGGCUCCCACGACUACGAGGCCAUCUACAUCCGCGGCGGCAAGCUCAUCUACGACCUCUACAACCCCACGUCAGGCGGCGCCGGGGGCACGUUCGGGGUGCACUUUGAGAGCAAUGGUCUCGUUAACAACGACAGAUGGGUUUCGGUGGAGGUGUUCCGUAACCGCCGCGUCCGCCGAGGGGCCGCCAGGAUGCCCGGGCAGCAGCCCCCAUUGAUGUCUGGCCUCGUUCUGGAGUCCGAUGGCGAAGAGGAGGAGCAUGUGCAGGAAGUGACGUUAGUCGGGGUUCACAUCCAAGGUCUCGUGUAUGUCGGCGGCGCUGGACGAGAUCUGAGCCCGACAGUCCGAGAGUUUAAAGGGAAGAUCAGCGACAUAUGGGAACUAAAGAAUGACAAGCGUUUUGAAGACCCCUCCCGUAACAGCGGAGUGACCCGUUGCUUGCCCAACAGAGGCUCCGAAUGAGGCGUCGCUACUACAGCACUGUGCGGAGUUUUUUGCCUGGUUGGGGAUUUCGAUUCUCAACAUGCAUUAUUUUACCGACUUGCUUCGGAGUUUCAUUGAUGGUGUUAAAUCAGUAUGAGUUCAAAGUAUCGCCUUUAAUCGUAGUUAAUAAACUCUAGCUAAGUUAUUUCCGAGAAAGGAAGGGGAAUUCAUCGACUGGUACUGUGUUUCAUUCGCAGGUAUCAGAUAAAUUGUUUUCGAAACACACUGAAUUCCAUAGGGUUUUAAAUGCUGUCGGACGGACAAAAUUCGAUAAAUGUUAUUGAUUCAAACCAUAUUGGCUUUGUAUACAAAUAUCGUUGGUUUCUGUUUCUCGGGAUUUAACAUGUGCAGUUGUUUAUCAAAUUGACUUUUUUAACAUAAGGGUCGGGGUUAAUGAGAUUUCACUGUAUAACUGUCUACAUUUCUUUUUGUCUGCAUUUUAUCAGUUAAAUGUCCGUGUUUAAAUGUUUUACCACGGAGUCGGAUGCAUGACGCUGUUAGCAUCGGAAGUUGAAGUGUUAACGCAACAAUCAAAGGGAGGGAACUCAGUACGCAUUAAUGACCCGAAGACAACAUAAUUGCGAAGUGAACAUUUUGUACAGAUUUUACUCCUCUUCAAAUACUCUGCAUCCUGAUAGCUAAAUUCAUAAUUCUCAUUUACUCAAAGUCAAUUUUAUUCGGAUUCUGCACAUUUACUGAUAUCUUAAUAUUGAUGUAUGAUUAAAUAAAAAUAUGACUUGGAAUAAGUUUGAUCAAUCGUCGAAAUGUACACAACAAAAUUAAUUGGUGAAGGGGCUUUGUUAUUUCAAAUAAAUUGUAUUCCACUUCAAAAUAACAAAUAUAUUAAGUGGGCAAAUACAUUACUUUCAAGUAAGUAGACACGAUAAAAUUAAUGAUGGGAGUCUUGUAUGCAUUAUUUGAAAUAAAAAAAAAUUGAAAGUA
Molecule: messenger RNA, 1712 nt
Organism: Haliotis rufescens (red abalone)
Lineage: Eukaryota; Metazoa; Mollusca; Gastropoda; Lepetellida; Haliotidae
Exons: 5
Coding region: 99-749 (216 amino acids)
Source: RefSeq, a predicted model, not a curated record